Molecule: messenger RNA, 780 nt
Organism: Centropristis striata (black sea bass)
Lineage: Eukaryota; Metazoa; Chordata; Actinopteri; Perciformes; Serranidae
Gene: psenen
Product: presenilin enhancer, gamma-secretase subunit
Exons: 4
Coding region: 132-437 (101 amino acids)
Biological process (GO): Notch receptor processing
Cellular component (GO): gamma-secretase complex
Source: RefSeq, a predicted model, not a curated record
CUUACAAAAAACAUUAAAGGCGUAGAAGAAGAACCCGAUCCAGAAGAAGAAGGAGGAAGUGUUUUGUUUCUAUUUGCGACAAUACUUUGACUUUUUGGUCUUAAAGAUAGCAGGAUCCAAACACAUUUAAGAUGAACCUGGAACGACUUCCCAACGAGGAUAAGCUCAGCCUAUGCAGAAAAUAUUAUCUUGGUGGAUUUGCCUUCCUCCCAUUCUUGUGGCUUGUUAAUGUCGUCUGGUUUUUUAAGGAGGCUUUUGUAAAGCCAGUCUACACGGAGCAGCUCCAGAUCAAAACGUAUGUCAAGCGCUCAGCGCUGGGUUUACUGUUAUGGGUCGCCGUACUGACCACAUGGAUAACCAUCUUCCAGCACUUCAGAGCAGAAUGGGGGGAGGUGGGGGAUUACCUCUCAUUCACUAUUCCACUGGGGAUUCCUUGAGGCCUUUUUCCAUAAAAUAACUAAUGAUCCACAACAAUGGACCAAAGACUUUUCCCUCUGUAACUACAGUGAAUUUUUUGCUGAUCUGUCUGGUCUCUGGAGCUAAAAUCAAUGGCUAAUUAACAUUAACAGAGUAAUCCUGUAUGUCUCCAAAAGAGACAUGCUGUAAGGUUAGAAAAGUCAUGUUUUCUAUGUGCUUGACAAGGCAUUUGAGAAAGUUCUUUUUUUAAGAGUAUGCUAAUUAAUCUUGUAUAGCAAACAAUGGUUGUUUAUGUGUGAUUGGGCACCCCAAACAGUUUUUACUUGUGUAUGAAUGACAAAUAAAAAAAACAAAAUCCAUAAU